AUGUCGGAAAUGAUAGCGGAUCUCCUCCACUCCCUAGCCCACGACUCCGACGACGCGGAUGGCGUAGCGCAGCUGGUCGUGACCGCCAUCGGAUCCUGCGGGCAACACUACGUCUGCUGGAAGACGAAUUCCGGCGAGUUCAAGCAACAAUCGAAUGACCUCCCCAAGGCGCUGCAGGAGUGGCUGUUCCCGGCCGACGGGAGCACGCGCGACUUCGAGACCCUGCAGGUGGUGCUGUCGGGCGACGACACCUUCUGGGCCUCGGAUCGCGACGGCGAGGUGCGCAGCGAGCAGCCGAGCUCGCAGCAGCAGCGGCUGCGGCGCGCGCUGACCGUCGGCGGCGAUAGCGUGUCGCCCACGGGGCGGCGGCGCGGGAGCAGGGCGCGCGAGCUCGCCGAGAGGGGGAUCGGCGGGUUCAUCGGCGACGCGGAGCGGCCGCGGGCGAGCACGGCGCCGUCGGCCUCUCCGCCGGCGGCGGCGGCGACAGGCGAGCGCCCCCACCCGACGCUCAGGACGACGGGGUCGCUGCUGCGGUCGGCGGCCGACCAGCACCAGGUGGUCAGCCCGAGCCACAGCCGCUCGGCGUCGGUCGACAAGCUGCGGCGCGUGGCCCUGGUGCCGCUCGCCGUCAGCCAGCAGCGGCGGUCGUGGGCCACGCGCCCGCGCAGCAUGGUCUACGGCGCCGGCGUCUACCACCACGAGGACCUCGGCGUGCUCAGGGAGCAGCCCAGCUCCCACCGCCCCGACCUCCCGCCUCCCAAGUCCGCCGCCGCCGCCCUGCCCCCCGGCUACCCGCAGCACCGCCCGCGCGCCAGCAACACCCCGCCCCGCGACGACGACCGUUGCACUUGCACCUGCCCGCACCACCACGGCCCCGCGCCGAGCGCGGCGCCGCCCGCGCGCUCGAGCUACGCGGACGCCAGCGUGCAGACCGACCCGACCCCGGAGGACGACGGCGGCGACGACGAGUACGCGGCGCCGCGGCGGCGCCAGCGGCACCAGCGGCACUCGACGGCGUCGUCGACCGGCAGCGUCGACUCGUUCCGCUCGAGCACCUUCAACAGCCAGCGCGCCAGCUUUGAGACCACGACGACGCGGCCCGACGACGCCCACGUCUACGCGAAGGGAGACCCCGACGCCGCGUACUACGAGGGCGGAUGGGGCUGGGCCCACCCGCAGCACAUGCAGUUCCAGCCGCCGCCGCCGCCGCCGCCGCAGGAGGUCUGGGUCCUGCCGCCGAAUCCCAUCAUCAUGGGCCGCAUGCAAGACUACUUCCGGUCCUCGGCGUACGUGCUGGGCGGCGCCCUAUCGUAA
Durotheca rogersii is the source of this 1314-nucleotide messenger RNA. RefSeq lists its product as uncharacterized. NCBI's taxonomy places the organism in Eukaryota, Fungi, Ascomycota, Sordariomycetes, Xylariales, Xylariaceae. The coding region runs from base 1 to 1314 and encodes 437 amino acids. The transcript has 2 exons. The record is from RefSeq and is a predicted model, not a curated record.